CAUGUUGGAUGGAGCUGGCAGGCUUCUAAAACGGCAGGACUUACAAGGAAAGUUUUCACCUCGUCCCGUCUUCGCUCCGCUGUCUCAUUUUCGACCUCAUUGCAGGGAUCAAGGAGACGUCAACGCUACAUUCCUACACCGUGCAAGCCUUCUUUAAUCUCCGUGCAUCUUUAAUCUCGGCGGAGGAGCGGAAUACUUCAGCGCCCGGUGGAGGAGUCGGAGACAGGCCACGGAUGACCGGGCGAUUGUUUAUGUCUCUUUGCUGGGCUCCUACAAGCAGUCAGUGGGCGCAGACUUCAUAAACUGAGCCUGAAUAAUGAGUGGAAUACCGCCGCAGCGGCGGCAAUCCAACGUCGGCUCCACAGUCCUGUCCCCGCAGGAAAAUGAAAUCCUUUUUAACCAAGUUGGCCCCAAACGCCUCGCGUUGGCUUCAGGAGUGGUCCAGGUAUUCCACGCAGACCGUAACGGCAGCUGGAACAAAAAAAGCUGCGGGGCGGCCUGUUUGGUCAAAGACAACCCCAAACGCUCCUAUUUCAUCAGGGUCUACGACAUCAGGGAGUUUAGGAUGACAUUUGAACAGGAACUGUACAAUGGAUUCACUGCUAACCAACAGAGACCUUACUUCAUCACAUUUGCUGGAGACACGUGCCAAGUGGGUCUGAACUUCACCAGUGAAGAAGAGUGCAGGCGUUUCUAUAACACCGUAAUGGACCUGACAAUGAGGAAAAGCAGGAGAACCGAGAAGAGGCGAGAACCUCCAAAUGGACCGGCGUUGCCCAUGGCUACCACAGACAUCAAAAACCCCGAAAUCAACAAUGUUCAUCGCUUUCACAACAACUCUCAGGUGAACAACCUCAUGCACGCCUCCUUCCCCAGGAGGAUCAAAAAGGACAAAGACAAGGGGAAGAGGAAGAGGCUGACCAAGGCAGACAUCGGCACACCCAGCAACUUCCAGCAUGUCAAUCACGUAGGAUGGAAUCCAAACACCGGCUUUGAUAUGAAUAACCUGGACCCAGAGCUGAAGAACCUGUUUGAUUUGGCCGGCAUCUCUGAGGCCCAGCUAAAGGACAAAGAGACCUCGAAGGCCAUCUACGACUUCAUUGAGAAAAAUGGAGGCGUGGAGGCGGUCAAAAACGAGGUACGGAGACAAGCUCCUCCACCACCUCCACCCAGGAGUGGCCCUCCUCCCCCUCCACCCCAACAUCACAGCUCUGGCGCUCCUCCUCCACCUCCUCCUCCAUCCCGGGUUAUACGGGGCGCCCCGCCGCCCCCUCCCCACUCCAGGCCUCCCGUCGUGGCACCCCCACCUCCGCCUCCAUCCCGUCCGGGUUUGUCCGCUCCACCGCCUCCGCCACCCAGCCGAGGCGCCCUCCCACCGCCCCCCGCCCCGGCUCAUGCCUCCAUGCCAGUGGCUCCGCCGCCGCCACCUCCUCCGCUUUCUUCGGGGUCAUCCAGCAACGGCGCUCCUCCGCCACCACCUCCACCUCCCCCACCCCCUGGACCUCCUCCCCCACCCUCUAUAGAGGCUAACGGAGGGGAUGGCAAGUCUGCGCUGCUGAGUCAGAUCAGAGACGGAGCCCAGCUGAAGAAGGUGGAACAGAAGGAGCGACCGGUUUCCUCCGGCGGCAGAGAUGCUCUUCUGGACCAGAUCCGACAAGGAAUCCAACUGAAAUCUAGGGAUGAUAACUCUGAGCCCGCGCCAGCUGACGCAGCCCCUACAGCGGGCAUCGUAGGAGCGCUGAUGGCGGCCAUGCAGAAACGAAGCAAAGCUAUUCACUCCUCGGAUGACGAUGAUGACGACGACGACGAUGAGGACUUUGAGGAAGAUGAUGAAUGGGAUGACGAGUGAAUCUUUUCUUUUUUUCCCCCCCUCCAUGACACUAAAAUUGAUCCCAGUUUCUUUAAAUAAAAUAAAAUCAAUGACUUCAUGAUUAUAAUUAUAAAUGUUCUAUUAGUUUGUUGUACAUUUCUUGUUGCCUUUAUGCUUUUUUUUUAUUAAUCUGUGCAAUACCUCGUUUAAUCUAUCAAUGUUUGUCGGUCUAAUCUUAGAGGUUGUCCUUUAUCGUUGAUAGGGUUUUUUUUUUCUUCUUUCCUUUGUUCCUAUUUUUGUUCAUCUGUUUGCCUUUUUUCAAAUCUUCCUUCACACAUGAUCCUUAUUUCUCUCCUUAAUGUGCAAUUUUAAAUGUCUCUUAAGCGUUUGAGCUAAAUGUUUGCUUUAUUUCUUCUUUCUGGAUUGAUGAUGGUUUACGUGAAAGCGAGACAAGUUGCCACAGAUUUAGAUAUUUGUAACAUUAAUAGAAAGGGAGAAAAGAAAGUUAUUUUCAUAUCCUGUUGCUCUGUAGUUUAUUUUUUACAUAUUCAAAUAAUAAAUAAUUCUAGUUUAUUGGUCAUAUUUUCUUAAGAAAAAACUAUGAAAAAAAAGGAAGAUGGCACAUUUUGGAUUUAGCUCCAUUCACUGUGGAAUUUAAAUUUACUCCAAACUUUGAGUCUUUAUAUUUUUGCACGGAUGAAAAAAGUGGAGCCUUUCUGCAGGAUUAUAGAUUUUAAGGUUUGCAUCAUGAUUUAAAAUACAUACUUUAAAUAAUAAGGAUAUGAACUGGUUAUCUGUCACACUAUAAACCGUUUUAUCUCUGCAACACUACAUGUUAAAUUGAACUUGAGCUCAUUUGUUUCUUUUUUUUUUACACUAGAAAGUGGAGUAUUAAUAAAUGUCUGUUUAUUUGAAUCAAGUGAAUCAUCCUGUGAUGCUAAAAUAAAGAUAUUUUAGUUUUGCACACUGAUUCUUAUAAUGGGUUCAUGCUAACCUUACGUACAUCUCACCAUGUCGGUUUUAGCUGCUUUAUAAUGUAAAAACAUCACAGCAUUUCUCAACUUUUACUGGGAUUGGUGCUCACUGGCAUCUUAAAAGUAAACGUUCCCUUUAUAUCUGGUUCUGAUUUAGUGAAGUUCAGCAUAACAGUGCAGCAGAAAUUCAAGCAAAUGGCUGCAAAACCCCUCACUGCUUAGAUCAGUGAAAUCUCUUAUCUCUUUGAGGAAACGGGCAUUAUUCAUUUUGCAGCUUGAAUGUAAUGUUUAUUAUACCCAGAAAAGUCACUCCAGGAAUUAAUAGAUGUAUAAUUUUAACAGGAAAAACUUCUAUCGGCUGCAGGAAACUGACUCUCUUUAUUCCAAUCUGUUUAGGAAAGUGUUUUAUACCAAAGAAAAAUAACAUUUCUAACUGGUACAGGAGACUUGAAAGUGGAAAUUUGAGAUUUGCAAAAUAAUUAACUUAUCUGUAAAGCCCAGCCAACUAGCUAGGUUCACAGCUAAAAGCAGUCUUAUUUCUGCUACUUUCAAAGCACAUGUAUCUGGAAAUGCAAAAUGUAAUCUAAUAAAUAAAGAAGCAGAACUUCAUUGUGCAAGAUAAAGACCAUCUUCUAUUUCACAUCUGUACUAAUUCCGCCUUUCCUACCUAAAUAAAUCAAUUUAAGUAAAAUCAACCUGCAGGGGAAUAUCUAACUACUUUGAUCAGGAGUAAAAAAUAUGGAAAAAUUAAGGUUAAUCAGCCUGAAUGAUCCAGAAACACUGCUGAUUUAAAUUGGUGUGUUGUUUAAAAA
Cyprinodon variegatus (sheepshead minnow) is the source of this 3596-nucleotide messenger RNA. RefSeq names its product neural Wiskott-Aldrich syndrome protein-like. The transcript has 11 exons. Bases 317 to 1849 code for a protein of 510 amino acids. Gene Ontology annotation, cellular component: cytoplasm. Gene Ontology annotation, biological process: actin filament organization. The record is from RefSeq and is a predicted model, not a curated record. Gene Ontology annotation, molecular function: actin binding; microtubule binding. Lineage: Eukaryota; Metazoa; Chordata; Actinopteri; Cyprinodontiformes; Cyprinodontidae.